Molecule: messenger RNA, 675 nt
Organism: Phasianus colchicus (ring-necked pheasant)
Lineage: Eukaryota; Metazoa; Chordata; Aves; Galliformes; Phasianidae
Source: RefSeq, a predicted model, not a curated record
GCUCCGCGCGUGCGCGGUCCGAGCGAGGGCGAGUCAGGGUACCGGGCGCGCGGAGGCGUGACGUCAUCCGGCGCGACGCGCAGCGGCCGUGGUGAGCGUCACGUGAGGCGGGGAGCCGGCGGUGCGGGGCUGAGGAAACGCGGGUCCUCGCGGGGCUGGGCGGUGGGUCUGUCGUGUUAUUGGGGCGUGGGGGGUCACCUAGGGCUGGGAAGGGAAUCCGAGGCGUCCUCCUGGAGCUGCGGGUGCCGGGCCGUGUUCUGGGGGCUCCGUGGGGCUGGGAAGGGGGUGGGGAAGCGGGGCUCUCACGAGGCCCGGGGGGCACGGGCCUGUUGUGCGGGGUAUUGCCCUGGGACUCGGGAGAAGGGGCCGGCGGUCUCCGUGCCCGGUGGGGCCGUUCUCCUCCCUUUUGUUCCCCUCUCGCAGACCGUGGCCGUGCCCCUUCCCCCCACGCUGGUGCUGGGCGCGGCCGCGGAGAGCGGCUCAGAGCCGGAGACGGGCGGGAGCGCGGCCGGGACCCCCGCAACGGGGCUGAAGGUCCCGGGGGAGGCGUCGGAGACCGAGGAGGAGGAGGAAGAGGACAGUGCGGCCCGAGUGCCGCUGCCAGGGGUGUCCCGGGGGGCCCCUCGCUGCUGCAGCAGCGGCUGGGGGCGGGCGAGGGGCGGCUGCGGGGCGCGA